Scedosporium apiospermum is the source of this 1323-nucleotide messenger RNA. Its product is annotated as Transcription factor iws-1. NCBI's taxonomy places the organism in Eukaryota, Fungi, Ascomycota, Sordariomycetes, Microascales, Microascaceae. Gene Ontology annotation, biological process: poly(A)+ mRNA export from nucleus. The transcript is spliced from 3 exons. The coding region runs from base 1 to 1323 and encodes 440 amino acids. Gene Ontology annotation, cellular component: nucleus. The record is from RefSeq and is a predicted model, not a curated record.
AUGUCAGAUAUCGAAUCACCCGCUCGAUCUCCCCCUCGAGACGAGGAGGAGCGCGUCCCUCGUGACGACCAAGAAGACGACACCACCCAAGAUAACGCCUUAGACAAAGUCGAUGUCGAUGACGACGAUGAGAAAGACGAUGACGACAAGGAAUCAGAGAUCCUCUCUGAACUCGACGAGGAUCAGUUCGAAGACUACGAUCCCGAGACCGCUAACAUCGAGGACCGACCCGUAGAAAUCGACGAGGACGUUGCCCGUACCCUCAAGGCCGCGAGACGGCAGCGUUCUGACACCGACAAGUCACGGAAGGUCAAAGAAGGAAGGCGCGAGAAGAAGAAGAGAUCCCGCGAUGGCGAUGCCGACGGUCAGGAUGACGAGUCUCGGCCACGCAAAGCUAGGCGGAGCGAAGCUGGCGGUUCCCGCACCGUUUCGAAGAGGCCUUCGCCCGAAGAAGAAGACGAGAAUGAUUCGCAUUUGACGCCGGAGGAGAGGAGGAGACGAGCUCUUGAUCGAGCGCUGGAGGCAGCUGUCAAGGGACCUACGAGGCGGAAGAAGAAGAAGGAUGAAGCCGACCUCGACGACCCCAUCGAUGACCAGAUCGCCGACCUUGUCGUAAGGAUGGAACGCGCCUGCGAAGCCGACAACACAGCCCGCGAAGCCAACCAGCCCGCCGUCGAAAAGAUGACGAUCCUUCCCGAAGUAGUCUCCAUGCUCAACCGCAACAACGCUCAAGAGGCCGUUCUCGACCCCGAUUCGGGCUUUCUCCGCGCCGUGCGCUACUUCCUCGAACCCCUCCAUGACGGCAGCCUCCCCUCCUACAACAUCCAGCGCGAUAUCUUCAACCACCUCAUCAAGCUGCCCAUCGAGAAGGACGCCCUUCUUGGUAGCGGCCUCGGCAAGGUCGUUUUCUUUUACACGAAGUCGAAGAGGCCUGAGCCCAAUAUCAAGCGGAUUGCUGAGAAGCUUGUCGGGGAUUGGAGCCGUCCUAUUCUCAAGAGGACGGAUGAUUACAAGAAGCGUCAGCUAGAGACACGCACCUAUGAUUACCAAGCCGCCAAGCUCGCACAACGCUCCAGCUCCUCCCAAUUCUCCCUUUCCCAACGCCCCUCCCAAUCCCGCCUCGAAGCCGAACGCGAACGGGCCCUCGCCCCCACGGGCCCUACGAACCGCGCCCGUGUUCCCGAAAUGCCUCAGAGCUACACCGUCGCACCCCGCAGCACCUUCGACAAGCAAUCAUCGAGGGCGUUUGAGCAUCGCCCCAUUGGUGCGAGCGGUAUCGAGGCGUUUAGGAAGAUGACGCAGAAGCCCAGGAAGAGGGGUUAA